Molecule: messenger RNA, 1421 nt
Organism: Thlaspi arvense
Lineage: Eukaryota; Viridiplantae; Streptophyta; Magnoliopsida; Brassicales; Brassicaceae
Source: the annotation of a GenBank genome assembly
UAAUUUUGUAUCAUGUGUGAAAAAAGAAAAUACGGAAAUCUCCACCUACCAACUAAACCACUAGCAAAAUCAUCCAAUCCGUUUCGUCUCUCUCUCUGCUUGCACACAGUUAUCGAGCUCCAUGUCCAGUCAGCAAGAAAUGUCUCUCGUCACGGCGAAUCCUCCGGUCAACGUCGAUCAAAUCUUCCCCGAGGUUGAUAUGACCGGCGGCGACUCAUCUCCCAACGUCCGAGCAACCGUCGUCCAGGCCUCUACCGUCUUCUACGAUACUCCCGCCACUCUAGAUAAAGCAGAGAGGCUGCUUGCAGAGGCGGCGGCGGACCAUGGCUCCCAGCUCGUGGUGUUCCCGGAGGCGUUUAUCGGCGGAUACCCUCGUGGCUCUAGCUUCGAGCUUGCCAUUGGUGCUCGUACCGCCAAAGGAAGAGACGAUUUUCGCAAGUACCAUGCUUCUGCUAUUGAUGUUCCUGGCCCUGAAGUGGAACGAUUAGCUGAAAUGGCGAAGAAGUACAAAGUGUUCUUGGUGAUGGGUGUGAUAGAGAGGGAAGGCUAUACGCUAUACUGCACUGUCCUCUUCUUUGAUCCACAAGGUCAGUUCUUGGGGAAGCACCGGAAACUCAUGCCGACGGCUCUCGAACGUUGCAUCUGGGGGUUCGGAGAUGGUUCGACGAUCCCCGUUUUCGACACUCCCAUCGGGAAAAUCGGCGCUGCUAUCUGUUGGGAAAAUAGGAUGCCGUCUCUAAGAACCGCCAUGUAUGCCAAAGGCAUUGAGAUCUAUUGUGCACCCACUGCUGAUGCUAGAGAGACUUGGCUAGCAUCGAUGACUCACAUCGCUCUUGAAGGUGGUUGUUUUGUGUUGUCAGCUAACCAAUUUUGUCGCCGGAAAGAUUAUCCUCCUCCGCCGGAAUACUUGUUUUCCGGCUCAGAAGAGAGCCUCACACCGGAGUCUGUUGUCUGCGCCGGUGGAAGCUCUAUCAUUUCACCUUUGGGAAUUGUUCUAGCUGGACCAAACUAUGAAGGAGAGGCUCUUCUCUCUGCUGAUCUAGAUCUUGGGGACAUAGCACGAGCCAAGUUUGACUUUGAUGUGGUCGGUCACUACGCGAGGCCUGAAGUUUUUAGCUUGAACAUAAGGGAGUAUCCGAGAAAAGCGGUCAGCUUCACGUCCAAGGUAACAACCAAAGACGAGACCGUCGUCAACAAAUGAACUUUCAACGUCAAGAUUUGUUGGACUAUUAUUAACUGUAUUGAGUUUGUCUUUUGUUCAUCGUCUAUAUUGUUGUUUCGUCUCGUUCCAUCUUCAUGUUUAUACAUAAAAUUAGUGAUUCAAUAACUUGUUACGAUUACAAAUUAGUGAUUCAAUAACUUGUUGUUUCGUCUCGUUCUAUCUUCAAGUUUAUACAUAAAAUUAGUGAAUUAAAACCCAA